CGGACAAGUGGCUUGUUGCCGCUGCCGCAUAGCUGCCUUCCGUUGCAGCUCGACGCAGCAAGGCAACUCAGACUCGCCGAUCGAACGCCGCUGUGGCGUAUUAUGCUAUUACGCCGUAUCCUACUGACCAAGGGGUCGUCUUGCAGCAUCCUCCGCGCCUCUGCUGCUCGCCGACACCCGCUCCAACGGUCGCUCAUUACCGCGAUGGAAGCGCCUCCGACCCUCCUCGAUGAUCUGGCGAAUUUGAUGCGGAACGUGCCGAACUACCAGAAGAAAAUCCCCGACGUCGACGCUUACGUUGCGUCAAUUGAUAUCCCGGAGACCGUCGAGGGCCCCGUCGGCGGCUGCGAGCAACCCGAGACGCGAUUUGUUCGAAGAGCUUCGCCGGAGGGCCAGGCCAUCGUCGCUGCGCAGCUGAAGCGCGAGCGCGAGACGGAGCUGCGGGCCAUGGAAACGGACCCCGCUCUCGAGGCCGCGGCGCCCGUGCAGCCCGAAGCGGCUCCCGUUGUCGUGCCGACGCCCGCACCGGCCAUCGCGGCGGACGCGACGUUGUCUCAGCAUCAGCGUGCUGCUACUGCAUCAGGACUGGCGAGACAGGAGUUGGCCCGAUUGGAGCGGGCUUUCUGGAAAGCUUUAGUGGGGACGGACCUCACGCGGUGGCAGGACAUGGAGAACGACUGGGACGGCAGCAAGGCGUGUCCGCCGUUUGAUAUUGUGUCGCCGAAGUCGGGCCAGCCAGGAAGGGCGCUUACCUUCUACGAGGGCGACAUCCCGGAUGGCCUUAGCCUCGAGGAUAUGCGCAAGAAACACUGCACGACGGACAAGAUGAAGGCGGACUGGGCCGUCGCGGCCGCUUUUAGCUUAUUGGCAAGAAACCUCUACAAGGCCGAACACGAGGCCUACGACAAUAUGUUGCAGCUCUCGAAGGCGAACGGCUUCAACGGCGGUACUAGGGGACGCGAGGAGCGGGUGCGCUACGGCGACGACGCCGCGUACUCCAGUUUGAUCCGCGAGCUGGUGGAGAAGCAGCUGCUGCAAGACAAGAAGACGUACUACGGCAAUUCUAAGGAGUCGUUGAAAUAUCAGAUUGCGAAAUGCGACGACAUCCUGGACGCGCUCGCGGCGCCGUUCGAGGAUUUAGAUGGGUCCGCGCUGGUCAAAAUUAAAACAUUUGAUGGCCGACGCCAGUUCGUCUCACCGGUGGCGCCAUCUGAUUUGCCGUGUUUCAAGGGCCAGCCGCGGAAGACGAACAUCGACCACGUCGACGGCGGCUGGAAGGGCGCCGUGCUGGCCGUUCGGAAGCUCUUAAUUAGGCGCCUCUGCGACGAGGCGUUGAACAAGCGGUUCCCGGGCAUCGAGUUCUACCUGGACUCGAAGAACGCCGCCGUGCGCGCGUACAUAGACGCCUACAUCCCCAGCGCGUUGUGCCACGACCCACGCGGGCGCACUGUAUUUAGAUUGAAAUUCGAAGUCGACCCUAUCACGUGGCAUCGGAUGAGUCGGACGGAGCAGCAAGGGUUGGAGGUGGACCGCAUCCGGCGCGUGCUGCUGAAGGGCGCCAUGCAAGCUCUGAGCGACGACGAAGUGGAGUUGGAGGGCCCGGACGCGGUGCGACUGGCGCUGCUGCAGGAGCGCUACCCGGGCCUCACGUUCAAGCGCGCGGCGUCUUUUGUUAAACACGCUUGCGGCCGCUUCUCGGCGAAGUUCCUGGACCGCGGCGUCAUCGAGAUGGUCAUCGACCACAUCGGUCUGGCCACGGUACAGGGCAAGGACGACGGCAAGUGGUACCGCGAGGUCGGAUUUCGCGGGCUGCUGCCCGAGGUCGAGAAUCGCUACGCGAGCGGCUACGAGUGGAUGAAGAUAUUAGGCCUGGAGGAGUAUUGCCGCGACUACCUCGCGAACCCGCUUUACAAAACGGGCUACAAAACGGACCACGGCGAGGUCGUCGCCGCGGCCUUCGAGAAGGAGUACGGGCCGAAUCCGUUCAAGUGGAAUCUCUAGAGUCGGCCACGCCUCGUCCGGCAACGCGACGCGCCUGUGGGUGGCACGCUUCAAUUCGCAGACUAACUUUAGUGUUGUGAGUAAUAAAUAAUGGCAAAAUAUCUACUUCCUCCCGGGACUCCUUCACGACCUCGGCGCACGCGUCGUAGACCGCUGGCCGCAGGCCCUUGUCGUCGCUUUGGAGGUGGGACGUGAUGAACGGGAUCGCCGCUUGAGGCGUCAAGGGUCGACGUCCAAGGACCAUUUCAAAGGCUCCUCAUCA
Pelagomonas calceolata is the source of this 2263-nucleotide messenger RNA. Lineage: Eukaryota; Pelagophyceae; Pelagomonadales; Pelagomonadaceae. The record is from the annotation of a GenBank genome assembly.